AUGAAAAUAAUUAUCAAAACCUUAAGUGGAUAAACUUUUGAACUUGAAGUACAGCCAACAGAUUCAGUUCUAAAUAUCAAAGAAAAAAUUGAAAAGGUUAAAUAAUUCGAAAUCGCAUAAUAAAAACUUUUAAGAAAAGGAACUCUUUUAGUUGAUGAUUAAACUGUUGGAGAUUUAGGAAUCUAAGAAAAAGACUUUCUUGUUGUAAUGGUCAAUGUGAAAAAAGGUCCUCCUCAACAAUAACCUGUUUAAUAAUAGGCUCAAUAGCCACCUUAAUAACCACAACCGGUUUAACCGUAACAACCGAUUGAAGUGCCAAAACCACUAAACAAUCCAACUACAUCAAAUAUGGUGACUGGUUCAGAGUAUGAUUAAGCCAUCCAAAAUUUGAUUUAAAUGGGAUUUGCUAAAUCUGAAUGUGAAGCAGCAAUGAAGGCUGCCUUUAAUAAUCAAAAUAGAGCAAUUGAAUACUUAUUAAAUGGUCUUCCUGUAAUUGAUCAACCACCUCCACAGCCAGCUUUGAAUGCCAACUAGGUAGAUUAAAAUAUAUUGCAAUUGUUGAGAGAAUAAUUCAUGUAAAAUCCAUAAGCAGUUCUUUAGUCAAUACAAUAAUUGUAGCAAACAAACCCAUAAUUAUAUUAAUAAAUAUAAUAAAAUCCUGAAACUUUAAUCUAGUUGCUGAUGGGAGCUGGUUAAGGUGAAGGAGAUGAGAUUGAGACAGAAAUUACACAAGAAGAAGAAUAACAACUCAAUUAGUUGAUGAUGAUGGGGUUUUCAAAAGAAGAUGCAUUAGAAGGAUUUUUGGCUUGUGAUAAAAAUGUUGAGACAGCAGCUUCCUAUUUAUUUGAAAAACAAGCAAGAGGGGAUUUGUUAAGCCAACACUAUGAUAGAGAAGAGAAUAAUCCUGAAAACUAUAAUGAUGAAGGUAAUGAAGGUGAGGAAAAUGAUCAAGAUGAUGAUGAUUAAUAUUAUUGA
Molecule: messenger RNA, 975 nt
Organism: Paramecium tetraurelia
Lineage: Eukaryota; Ciliophora; Oligohymenophorea; Peniculida; Parameciidae
Exons: 6
Biological process (GO): proteasome-mediated ubiquitin-dependent protein catabolic process; nucleotide-excision repair
Cellular component (GO): cytosol; nucleoplasm
Molecular function (GO): ubiquitin binding; polyubiquitin modification-dependent protein binding; damaged DNA binding
Source: RefSeq, a predicted model, not a curated record